AUGACACAAGCAGAAUACGAUUCCCAACGACAACCAACUCCAUCCGAAGAACACCCCGACCAAAUCCCCAUCGACGAAGAUGACGAUGACGAACUCAGUGGCCCCCUUCUAAUCGACCGACUCGAAGGCAAUGGAAUCACCAGCUCCGACAUCAAAAAACUCCAAGCAGAAGGAUUCCACACAGUCGAAAGUAUAGCAUAUACCCCCAAGAGACUCCUUACCAACGUCAAAGGGAUCAGUGAAGCCAAAGCUGAAAAAAUCUCCCAAGAGGCGGCAAAAUUAGUUCCGAUGGGGUUUACUACUGCUAGUGAAUUUCAUUCGCGUCGAUCGGAAUUGAUUUGUUUAACUACUGGUUCAAAACAAUUAGAUACUUUAUUAGGAGGAGGGAUUGAGACUGGGGGGAUAACGGAAGUAUUUGGCGAGUUUAGGACUGGGAAAUCUCAAUUAUGUCAUACUUUGUCAGUUACUUGUCAAUUACCGAUUGAUAUGGGAGGGGGAGAAGGGAAAUGUUUAUAUAUUGAUACAGAAGGGACAUUUAGACCUAAUCGAUUAGUAUCGAUUGCUGAACGAUAUGGAUUGAAUCCGAAUGAUUGUUUGGAUAAUGUUGCAUAUGCGAGGGCAUAUAAUGCCGAACAUCAAUUACAAUUAUUAAAUCUUGCUGCUAAAAUGAUGUCGGAAUCACGGUUUUCGUUAUUAAUAGUGGAUAGUAUUAUGUCGUUAUAUAGGACUGAUUAUGCUGGAAGGGGGGAAUUAAGUGCAAGACAAACUCAUGUUGCCAAGUUUAUGAGAACUUUACAAAGAUUGGCUGAUGAAUUUGGGAUUGCUGUUGUUAUUACCAAUCAAGUUGUUGCUCAAGUGGAUGGAAUGGCGGGAAUGUAUAAUCCUGAUCCUAAGAAACCUAUUGGUGGGAAUAUUAUUGCUCAUUCUUCAACUACUAGAUUGUCAUUUAAGAAGGGGAGAGCUGAAACUAGAAUAUGUAAGAUUUAUGAUAGUCCUUGUUUGCCGGAAAGUGAAUGUGUGUUUGCUAUUUAUGAAGAUGGGAUUGGAGAUCCAAGAGUUGAAGAUGAUGAUAAGUAG
Molecule: messenger RNA, 1077 nt
Organism: Hemisphaericaspora subhashii
Lineage: Eukaryota; Fungi; Ascomycota; Pichiomycetes; Serinales; Debaryomycetaceae
Gene: RAD51
Product: recombinase
Exons: 1
Coding region: 1-1077 (358 amino acids)
Biological process (GO): chromosome organization involved in meiotic cell cycle; DNA strand invasion; mitotic recombination-dependent replication fork processing
Cellular component (GO): condensed nuclear chromosome
Molecular function (GO): DNA strand exchange activity; double-stranded DNA binding; ATP hydrolysis activity
Source: RefSeq, a predicted model, not a curated record